Molecule: messenger RNA, 309 nt
Organism: Postia placenta MAD-698-R-SB12
Lineage: Eukaryota; Fungi; Basidiomycota; Agaricomycetes; Polyporales; Adustoporiaceae
Exons: 2
Coding region: 1-309 (102 amino acids)
Cellular component (GO): DASH complex; spindle microtubule; mitotic spindle
Source: RefSeq, a predicted model, not a curated record
AUGGAGGAGGAUUCAACGUUCUUCGACCGCGAACGCGAUAGACUGACGGGAGAAAUUACGACCGCUUUUGAGGAACUGCUAUCCUCGAGCAACAAUCUCAACCGCAAACUCGAGGAAGUUUUGGGUAUGACGAGAGAAUACGAGACAAUCGCUGCCCUGUGGUCGAGCUUUCAUGAGCUCAUGCGCGGUCAACGAGACGAGCCUGAGGAGCCAACGGCAGAGCAUCCGCAAGGAUUACCAGGGACAGGAGGGCAUGUUAUCGCCGCGAGGUCAGGUAGUACAGGUCCUGGCGGUCAAAAUGAGGGAUGA